AUGCCUCGACGAAAGCGGAAGGGAAGGGCAGCCAAAGCUGCUCGUCGUGGACAGCUUGGCCUAGGUGGAGCUGCUCCAAGGAGGCAUCGAAAGGCCAAGCGAGCCAUGAAGCAAAUUAGGGCUGCAGGAGCUGCAAAAGCAGCGGAAGUGGAGAAGGCCAAACAACCUCACUCCUUCGUUAUCCAUCGCGGUGCUGUCGGAAAAUACGUCAAGGCUUUGGAACAUGAUAUUCGGCAAAUUAUGGAUCCUUUCACUGCAAAGCACCUGAAG
Strongylus vulgaris is the source of this 270-nucleotide messenger RNA. NCBI's taxonomy places the organism in Eukaryota, Metazoa, Nematoda, Chromadorea, Rhabditida, Strongylidae. The record is from the annotation of a GenBank genome assembly.